CUCGAUCACACGUCAGUGUAGUGCGUAUCGAAAUCAGAGGCUCUAAACCGCAAUACCUUAUCCAAAAAAAUCCAUACCUCAUAAACAACCAAUCUAACCCACCAUUUUCUUAUCAUCUCACCAUCUUCUUCUCUCUUUCAUCAUUUCACAACUCACUGCUUCCUUACACAUGGCAGCCCAUGCGUCUCUCUUCACCACAACUCUCUCCGCCGCCACCGAUCGCGUUGCGGCUCCUUGGAAGCAGUCUCUUUUCUCCUUCUCCCUCCCAUCACCAGCUCUGACCAAGUCCGGGACCCUGUGCCGCCCCAUCCGAUCCAUGGCGGAUGGAAAAACAAAGGCGCCGGCCAAGGAGGCGCCGACCAAGGAGGCGCCGGUAGGUUUUACUCCUCCGGCUCUCGACCCGAACACCCUGUCCCCGAUCUUCGGAGGCAGCACCGGCGGCCUCCUCCGCAAGGCUCAGGUUGAGGAGUUCUACGUCAUCACCUGGAGCUCCCCCAAAGAACAGGUGUUUGAGAUGCCGACCGGCGGUGCCGCGACCAUGAGGGAAGGCCCGAAUCUGCUGAAAUUAGCCAGGAAGGAGCAGUGCCUGGCUCUAGGUACUCGAUUGAGAUCCAAGUACAAGAUCAAUUACCAAAUUUAUAGGCUUUUCCCCAACGGGGAGGUCCAGUACUUGCAUCCGAAGGACGGAGUUUACCCGGAGAAGGUUAAUCCCGGCCGCCAAGGAGUGGGGCAAAACAUGAGGUCGAUCGGUAAGAAUGUCAGUCCUAUUGAGGUCAAGUUCACCGGAAAACAGGUUUAUGAAUUGUGAUUUCUGUUUUCCCGGCCGAAAAUGCCACCCACUGGUUGGGAAUGUGAGGGUAUGUAGUGAUCGGUACGUUCACCGUAAUUCUCUGUUCAGUUGGAAACGGAAGUGUAUUGAUUUUAUACUACUUAUAAGAAUGCAUACCUCAUCUUUUUUUUUCUAGUAUUUUUUAUCCUUAUAUAUAUAUAUAUAUAUGCAUUAUUUGCAGCCUUUUUAUUUUAUCAUUUUUAUAUAUAUUCAUCUUUUUUAUAUUAUCUUUUCAUAAUAGCUUAUCUUUUUAUCUUUAUUCCUUCUUUUCUUUUUGGUCGUGAUAUCAUGUAUUAGUCUAGCCCAAUAUCUUUUGGUAUUAAGGCUUGGAUGUUGUUGUAUAAGAAUUCAUACCUAAUUUAUGUGUCUCAGCC
Molecule: messenger RNA, 1203 nt
Organism: Cuscuta europaea
Lineage: Eukaryota; Viridiplantae; Streptophyta; Magnoliopsida; Solanales; Convolvulaceae
Source: the annotation of a GenBank genome assembly